UGGAGAAGGUCUGUGCGCCGCUGGUCAGCGGACCUGAGCGCAGCGCACCGAGACGCCUCCUCCCGCAGCCCCGCCGCUGCCUCUGGAGACUUUUUCUUUUCCCUCAGACACUUUUUGCAGCUUUGCAUCGAGAGACACGUCAGGAAAGUGGAUACCAGGUUUGCGUGGAAGCGGCUCGAGCGCAGCCUCUCGGAUUUUGGAUUACUCCGUCAAGAGUUUCAAAGCCGUCACCAUGUUAAAGGACCCGUGGCUGUUCCUGCUCGUACUCUUCUCCACUGGGCUGGUGGAAUCCUCUGAUUGCCCAACAGAGUGUUCCUGCCAGGCCUCCGAGUCAAUAUUUUGCUUCCAUCGAAAUGCACCAACUGUGCCUCGUGUGCCAACGAACACUCAGAAUCUGUACAUCUUCCAGAAUGGUAUUCUCAACUUGGCACAAGAUGACUUCAAAGGCCUUGUGGAGUUGGAAUUACUAGACCUGAGCCAGAAUCAGCUGAUGGAGAUUCCGAAUGGUGUAUUUGAGAUGCUGUCAAAGCUGAAGAACUUGGACCUGUCUUCAAAUCAGAUUACCCAUAUCUCAAAAGACAGUUUUUCUGGACUGGUCCACCUGGAGAGACUGUAUCUCCAUUCAAACCGCAUUCAGAUCAUUCAUGCGGAAGCUUUCGAAGGUUUGGAGAUGCUACUGGAACUAAAACUGCAAGGGAACCAGCUCACCUCUCUACCAACCCUUCGUUUCCCAAAGCUUCUCCUUUUAGACCUUAGUCACAACAACAUCCCAACACUAGGACCCUCAGACCUGCAGACUCCUCAUCUGGAGGCCUUGAAGGUGGCCAGCUUAGGUCUUACAUCUCUUGAUGAGGAUCUUGUGGCCUCCCUCAAGAAUCUCCAUGAGCUUGACAUCUCAACAAACCAGCUAACUGAGGUGCCCCAAGCCCUGAAGCAGGAUUCUCUAAAGGGUCUGACCAGGCUAAGUCUGGCUGCUAACCCACUCGGUGAGCUUAAAGUGGAAGAUUUCCAGAAACUUUCUGGAAUUCAGGAACUAGAUCUCAGUGGGCUUAAUCUCCAGGGAUUUCCCCCGCGAUUUUUCCAGAUUUUCCCAAAGUUGGUGCACCUGACAGCUGCUGAGAACCCAUUCAACUGCUUGUGUGACCUUGCCUGGUUUCCUGUGUGGUUAAAAGAAAAGGCUGUCAAUCUUGGAAGGCCUGAGGAAACCAGAUGUCACUUUCCCAUUGUCACUGCUGGAAAGAAGCUGUCAGCAUUGGAGCACAAAGACUUUGGAUGUCCACCAGCAACAACCGUGCUUACUGGGUCCCCGAUUGGAAGUACUGCAGUUCCCCAGAUCCAGACUACUCCUUCAGAAAAUACUCUUACCAAUGCUAUACCACCCCCUCCACCACCACCACCAAGCCAAGAAACCAUCUCCUCAAAAACAGACAGCUACCCUCAUUCGCCAGAUACCCCAGUUUCCCCAAGCUCCACCAGUGGGGAGUAUGAGCAGCACUUCUGCCCACCAAAUAUCUGCUUGAAUGGGGGUACUUGUAAUUUUGAUCCAUUGGGCCAACUCAGCUGUCUGUGUCCGACAGGAACAUCUGGCCUCUACUGUGAAAAUGUGGAUGAAGUUCCAGAGCCACCGAAACCGUCAGCAACUGAAAUUUCCGUAGCUGCUCCAGUGAUACCUGAUAAACCCGAUGCCAUUAGCUCACGGCAAGUGACCUCCACCUCAAUACUUUUGGACUUGCACCGGUUCAUCGAGACACGGCCACACAUUCGUGGAAUUAGACUGACCUAUCGCAACCUGUCCGGGCCUGACCGCCGGCCCAUGAUACUCAGUGUGCCAGCAUCCUACCCCGAGUACACGCUGCGUGGUUUGAGACCAAAUUGUACCUACUCAGUUUGUGCCAGUCCUCUAGGUGAGAGAGUCAAUCCGAGAGCCAACAGCUCUUCAGAAACAGGGUCAUGUACGGAGGCUCGCACUGAAGGAGUUCCGCUGACAUCCUUGGAGCCCUGGGUGGAGACUAAAAGCUCAAUGACGAACACUGUCAUCUCUGCUCUAGCUGCCCUGGCACUGGUGCUCGGGCUGGCUCUGGUGGCCGGCACGAUUAUUUGCCUCCGGAAGAGGCGACAGACCAAUGCAGGAUUGGAGCUUGAGCUGGGUCCAGCUGACCCUGAUCCCAUGGAACUGGAGGGCAUAAAGGCUUGCCUCGAGAAUGGGGGAAACGGUACACUACCCCACAAGCAACCCGAGAUCGAUCGUUGCCACACCCCACAGCCGCCUCCAUUCUUGCAACAAAACGGGAGUUUGGACUAUGAAGUACCCUUAAUGCAAGGACACUGCCCAUCAAAUAACAAUCUAGCAUCUCUAAAGCCAUCAUAUUUCUAAUUCCUUGGGACGACUUUGGAAAGAAUGCCCAUCAGGACUCGUGAGAUCCAUCUAUGGCUCACUUAGUGGUUGAAUAUAUUUUUCAUUCCAUUUUCAGAUAACCACCAUUUGAGAAGUGGCGCUCUCUAUCCUUCCUUUGUUGUCUGUAUGAUGAGACAACAGUUUGGAUGAUCUAUUUCUGAGACAUCGAAUGAUGAAUUCAUGAUCACAGCAUGUUGGAAAUGUGCUAAACCACUAUGGGACAAUAAACCGGAUGUGAUUUUGGACGGGAAUCCAAACCGAGUCAAAACGUUAAGUGCAAUCAAGGAGAAAGGUCCUCGUAACAGACUGACAACGGAAGUGCCUUUUUGCAUUGAGAUAACUGUAACUAACAGCUCAUUGAAAAAAUUUGGCGAAAUAAACAAUGUGACUGAGCUCUAAUCCUCGUGCUGGAUUGAGGAGACGUGUUCUGGAGAAAGUGCCUCCAGCCUCUGGGCCACAGAACUGGAGGAUUAAACAAUGAUUAAUAUGAAAGCAGCAUUGGAGAUGUUGGCACGCCUGGACCACUCGUCAGUAAAAAUGAGAGUUUGAAGCGACAUCAACACACCUUCAUGGGGAUUAUACGAAGAACUUGCACUGAAAAGAAUGAUUUUUUUUCUUUCCAUUUUUUUAAUUCACACACUCCCAUAAGACUGAUAAUCAUGAGGAAAUGCGGUGAGAAAGUGUUGUGGUGAGUCGAUGACCAAUAAUGCUGCAGCGUCAUGUUUUGUUAAUGACAUUACCCAAUCUGACUCAAAACCUACCAGUUCUUAGGAUCUGAACUGAACACUUCAAUCUGCACGAUAACACUCUCAAAGCCCAUGUCCUCGGGAUUGGUGGGCGAUAAUUUGCUGUGAAAGAUAAAUGGGAGUGGACUUUGCCUGCAUUGUCCUGAGCUGCGACGGACAGGCUGGUUUGUCUUGUUGAUAUAAUUGUAUUCUGUUUUCGUCUUGUGUUUUUGUAAAAAUGUUUUUUGUCUUUGAAGCUCAUUCAGUAUUGAUAUCGUUCCCAGCUGAAACAAUGAUUGUGUAAUUGUUUCCACUUAAAAAAAAGCCUACAUAAUUCAUCACAAGACCUUUUUUUUCUUUCUUUUAGGUUACAUAAAGCUAUGAACUUUCCUGAACAUGCAGUGAGUGUAGAAGUAAAUUCUUGCAUAAGCUCUAGGAAGACCAAAUCUAAAAGCGACCAGCAAAUAUCUUUUUAAUACCUUUAAGUGCAUAUAGUAAAGUAGGACUCGGUCAUCUGUACAGAAAAGUACAGAUUUUGUUUAUUCUUGCCAGCGUAAAUCACUCUAACUCACCAAGUGAAUGUAUCUGCUGAGUGUUAGACACUUUCCUCUGUCCGCCUGAUCCGCCGGCGCUGCAUAACGACACGCUUCAGACAAGCCUCAGACUGUUUUUGAACACCAAAGCACCCAGAAAACUGUGUUCAAAGGCCUUUUGCCACAAAGCCCACUCCUAUAAAGCAGCACGCACGUGCCAAGAAAAGAAAGUGAGUUCAAAGAGAUCCAGGACAAUUUGCUCUAAGUGUCAGGGAGUUCUAAGCAACAUAUUUCCUCUGGGAGCUGCUGACCGUAUCGAGUCUGAGGUGUUGUCUAGACAGUGCAGCUUUUAGCCUUUCCCUUCUUUUUUCCCCCCCUGUUCAUUUCCACCUCCUCUUUAACUCAACAACUUGUUUUUUGUAAACAAAUAUAAAUAAUUGGCUCCUGAGUUUGAGGAUUAUUUUGCUUGUUUUCUGCCGACCAGACUGUGAAAUGUACAGGCUAAAUGCAGCGCUCUUAUUUUUCUGUCUGGUGCUGGGAAUGUGACAGGCUUGGUCGAGUUUUGACGUUUAACGUUUUAUAUCUCCUCCCUAAAAGUACAAGCGUGGAAAGAAAUUCCUCGGUGUAGUAGGUUUACAGAGACGUGCCUUAGAAACAAUGAUAGAGAGCCUAACUGACAUCUUGCAGUGUCACAUUACAUGCUGAUGUGCACUUCAAGAACAAAAGGGCUAUUAUUUUGGCUCAGAAAACUUUGCAAUCCAUCACUUUAGAAAGUAAAAAAAAAAAACAGAAGAAGAAACAUGAAAUGUAAUGCAAUGAAAUGAUAGUUUCAUUUUUUUUUUAUUUUAAUGAAAAGGCCUCAUUCAAUUCUUGGUUUGCCAACAGCCUGAAGCUCAGAUAACUGUGGUAUCUGUGUGUGUGUGUGUGUGUGUGUGUGUGUGUGUGUGUGUGUGUGUGUGUGUGUGUGUGUGUGUGUGUGUGCAGUAUAAUCCUGCACUACCUGCCAUACACUUCCUAUUUUCUGGCUUCAGUCCUUUCUGUCAGUAUUCCAGUAUAAACACAGACACAGAUGCUCAUAUAUCUGCUUUCUCCCCAACAUAUGAACUGCAGGAUUCCUGCUUUAGACGGCGAGAGAGUUCAGGAAAUGUCUGAGAUAUUUUCAUCGUGCUUGUAGGAGUACCUUCCCUGCUGCUUUAGGGAACUUUCCUCUUCUUCUGAUUUUGUAUGUUUGUCAGUUUGCUGGCUUGGCAGUAGCAUUUCUGUGUACAUGUUUUUAUGUUAUUGUUGGUUUGUUUUGUUUUUUUUUUGCCAGAAAAACGAUGCUGAGAAAAAGAACAGUAUUAAAAUGCCUUUAUGAAAAUA
Salarias fasciatus (jewelled blenny) is the source of this 5015-nucleotide messenger RNA. RefSeq names its product vasorin-like. Gene Ontology annotation, molecular function: protein binding. Gene Ontology annotation, cellular component: plasma membrane. NCBI's taxonomy places the organism in Eukaryota, Metazoa, Chordata, Actinopteri, Blenniiformes, Blenniidae. The coding region runs from base 233 to 2374 and encodes 713 amino acids. The transcript is spliced from 2 exons. The record is from RefSeq and is a predicted model, not a curated record.